UUCAAUAUGUAUUUUAAAUAAUAUUGGGCUUUUGACUAUCCCUAUUAAACAAACAUCCCCCAAAUAUCCUUCCCUUUCCCUUUCUCCGAUCAUCACCAUCCUUAAAUCUUCCUUUUUCAUAACACGCUUAUAGUUAUUGAGCUUAUUUCUCAUGUCUGUUUCUCUGUAGGCUGAUGAUUGCUUGAAGUUAAGUUUAUUUAUCCGAAAAUGGCAGCGGCAGUGGGAUAUCAGCAAACUGUUUCUGCACAAAAUGUUGGGAGAGUAUUUGUAGAGAAAUACUAUACCAUUCUGCAUAGCUCGCCGGAGUUGGCUUAUAAAUUCUAUCAAGACAAGAGUAUCAUCGGUCGUGUCGAGGAGGAUGGCUCCAUGAGUGUCACCACAACCUGUCAAGCCAUCAAAGAGAAGAUUGUCUCGCUCAACUAUGGGGACUUAAGAGUUGAGAUCAAGUCGGUGGAUUCAUUGGAGUCUUUUGUAGGUGAAGUUCAUGUUGUUGUCACUGGCCAUCUCGUGGGGCAUGACAAUGUAGUUAAAAGUUUCACCCAACACUUCGUUCUUGCUCCACAAGAUAAUGGCUACUUUGUUUUAAGCGACCUGUUUCGAUAUGUGGAUAUUGUCAACGGGAACCCAACUUUAGGAAGUGAUAUUGUGGUGCGUCCGAUCACAACACAAGAUGAAGUUUACAGUCCAUCAGAGGAUGGCGACGGUGUGUUCUUUGGUGGAGUAGAAGUUCCAAGAUCCGAGUUCGGUGAUGAGCGAAUGCAUCUCAAGGGAGCUGCUGCAAGGUUUUCUCCCCCUCCAAUGGGUCCUGGAAAAGCAACACUAAACAGUGGACACAAUGAAUUGGUAAAAUCUCUAGGGAGUCUCGGAAUCCAUCGGCUUGGAAACAUUGGAGGUGGCAGUGGUUACAAUAAAAGGUUCAAAUAUACAUCAGUUUUCCCAAUAAAAGAAAACCGUAAUUUAAAAGAAGAAUGCAGCCUGCCGAACAACGAAACAACCCUGGUCCUUCUCCGGCUACACGCAAAGCACAUCGCCGUCUGUAGAUGCGUAUGCAGUAGUUGGCUCUCCAUAACGACUUCACCAAAAUUCAUCUCUGCACAGCUUGACCGUGCCCGGUCCGAAUCCGAUCCCCAAGUCCUUUUCCACGACAGAGACAAGAACCCACUAAAACCCCCCCAAUCAGGCCUCGUUUGCUCUUCCCCGGACACAUUGAUUAUUGGCUCGAUCAACGGCCUGAUCUGCUCCACUGGCAACUGGAUGUACUGCAGCUGGCCGACCCCCAAUGACAUCUGGAUAUGGAACCCAUGCACUGGGCUCUCAAAGAAACUUCCCAUGGGCAUCCACGAGUUACGCCGCUUUUCCAAUUAUCAGGCCACAUUCGCCUUCUGCUGGGACGAAGAGUCUGACGUGUACAAGGUGGUUAGAAUCAUUUCGCAGAAAUGCAGAGAAACCUUGGCCGAGGUCUGGUCCUCGGAUAUUAACACUUGGAAGGAGAUUGACCUCACCAACCACCCUUCUUUCUAUCACCCCUCACACCCUGUGAAUGUGGUCCCAACCACCUCCUGCAAUGUGUUUGUCGGGAAUUCCCCCCACUGGGCUGUCCUCGAUUAUAAUGGGAAUCCCUUUAUCAUAUCAUUUGAUGUCAAAACCAACAAGCUGAAGAGAUCCUAUUUCCCAUCUCAACUAUCUUCUCACCGGGAGAAAAUCGCUGCGGGAAUUACCACUGGGCUCCGUUAUCUUAUUCUUACGAACUGGAUGGGGAAAUUGGCGGUGCUGGAUGAUGUGGAUUAUCUUUCUGCCGAUGAUGAGUAUGAGAAACUGGCCAAGGCUCUUUCUGAUACAGAGAGGACGACGGAUAUAUAUUGGUUGUGGACGAUGGAAGCGAAUGGUCAUUGGAUUCGUUCAUGUCUGUUUUCUUUUGGUUUUGAUUUCCAUUAUUGCCUGAACUCCGUGGGCGGAGGGAAAUUUAUGCUGCUGGACAGGGAUUCAGAUAUAGCAUUUUACGACAUUGUGGAGAGACGAGUUAUUAGGACGUAUGGAGUUCCCCGUACAUUCCCCUGUAUAUCUUUGGGCUUUGACUUUGUCGGGAGCUUAGUGUCGAUUGAGGGGUCUGAGCCCAUUGGGAACGAUUUUAGCAAAUUGAUUACUCUCACCUGGCCGAGUCAUCUGCAGAUGAACUUGAACGGGAAUAAACACCCCAAACAACUCUUUAUGCUUCCGGAAGAUGGUAAAUUCUAUGACGAUGCAAUGAAACGUGAUCCUGAAGAGUCGGCCGUUCCUGCACCUUAUUGGGAGUGUCAAAAUCAUUUUAAUCCUUUUGGCUUUUCUUGGCGUUGAUUGGGGCAAGGAAUGAGAGGCGUGAUAGUUGGUUUGUUGUUGUUAAAUGCUAAGAUGAUAGUAUCCGUCAAUCUCUGAACCUGAGUUUGCUCUUAGAACUUGACAAUGGUAUUGUGUUUGGACAUCUCUAUUUAUGGGUAAGCUUCAUUUUAAGUUUUCUUUUUCUUUCUAAUAGUAGGGAGAAUGGGGAUGGGAACCAUAAAUAUGAAGUAACAUGGAAGGUACAAUGUUCAUUUCUAGAAGGCUUGUACCUGCCGAAAACCAAUUCCCCACCGUUAACGACACCAUUUACUGGAAAAUCAAUAAGUACACCUCAAGUGAUCAUGAUAUAAUUCCAAC
Messenger RNA from Striga asiatica, 2673 nucleotides. The record is from the annotation of a GenBank genome assembly. NCBI's taxonomy places the organism in Eukaryota, Viridiplantae, Streptophyta, Magnoliopsida, Lamiales, Orobanchaceae.